UGCGCGAUCAUUUCCGCAGGGAAUUAUCAAAAGUCCAUAACAGUCGUUCAGGAGACCCUGGAGGAAUUUCAAAAAAACCUAAAUGCUUUUCCUAAAAGAUACUUUAGCUGCACGACCAUCGAGUGGUAAUAUAACGAUUAGAGAAAAACAUGAGGAGACAAAUUCUGAACAUAAUGAUGACUCUAAUAAUAGCAUACAUGAUGAUACUCAGGCUGACAAAGAUGAGAUAGCUAUAGAAGAGAUUGAAACAGUAAAUGAGGCAGACAAUUUUCGAACUCCUAGCAGACAAAAGAUAGUAAACGAGCACAGAAAUCGGUUAUUACCAACUAAGAAACAAAAAACCGAUAAUAUUUACGAACAACUUUUGCAUAUUGAGAAAAAAAAGCUGGAGACAUAUUCGGCACGGUCGUCACUUGCUGGUGAUAGUGAUUACCAUUUUGUAAUGAGCCUCUUACCACAGUUGAAACAACUUACACCUGUGAGAAAUAUGCAAAUGCGUGUGAAUAUUCAGCAACUGUUUUUAAACGAACAAAUUUAUAUGCAGUCUGGUUUUGGUCAAGUCUCAAAUCCACAGCAAGCUACCGUUCCUACUCCGCAGAUUUCAUCAUGUACUACUGCUACUUCAGGAUCUACUGGAGCAUCUGUUUCACAACCAAUAAACUCUUAUAGUACAGAGUACCCCGAAAUAUUGAAUGCUUCAUCCAACAGCGAACAGGAGGGAAAUUCAGCUCGAUAUUUUCAUAGUUUUACAUAA
Molecule: messenger RNA, 754 nt
Organism: Diabrotica virgifera virgifera (western corn rootworm)
Lineage: Eukaryota; Metazoa; Arthropoda; Insecta; Coleoptera; Chrysomelidae
Exons: 1
Coding region: 83-754 (223 amino acids)
Molecular function (GO): DNA binding
Source: RefSeq, a predicted model, not a curated record